AUGCCCCGUAGUAUUGUCCCGCAUAAGUCGGGAUUGCAUAGAUCAACAUGUUUGUCUCUAUACCGAGCGCUCCUUCGAGAAUGCGGGCGGCUGCCCACGACAGCACGAUGCCAUGACCCCAACAGCCCAGCCAGGAUAUUCCAGUCGCUAGUGCGAUACCGGUUUGAAAAGGACAGGGCCAUCCUGUCCCCGACGCAGAUAUGCCAUGGCAUCGAAGCUGGCAGUAGAUUUCUCGACCUUCUGCGCUCUUGUAACGAUAACUCGACCGAGGCGCUCACUCGUUUAUGCCAGAUCGUCGAGUCGGUCACGUUAGAAGCGGAACACACAGCGCUAUUCCGCAAGAAACUCGCCUCGUUUUGGAAGCCACCGCCUCCCCACCGGGCAAAAUAUCUUGAGAACAUCAAAAAGAUCAAAGACAAGGCCAACCAAACGUCGACGCCCUCGCACCCCCGCAUCUUCGAACACCCACGGCCUUUGUCCGAAGUCAAAGCGGGAGUUCGCAAGGUCCCAAACCUCAUCGUCACGCAGGGGAUACCUGUGCUGAAAUACCCCGGUCCACAGCCUGUGCUGCUCAACCGAGUGAUCAAGCAGCGGACCAAAUGGGGCGUCAAGAUGUUUCAGCAACACAAGACAAUGGAAAAUGGCGCGCACCUCGCCCACCAUGAAGAUGACUGGGACGCAAUACUGUACCGCCAUCAUAAAAUCUCAUAUCCGGAGGACAGGACGCCUAGUGGUGGCACUACAGGUGUUGACCGUCCCUCCACCGCAGCGCCAGGCGGAACUUGGGCGUCGACGUUUCGCCAAGUCGACCAAGAGCUGGAGCAAAAAGUCCAAGAGCGUGGAAGGAAGAACGCCGAGCUUGGAAGAAGACUAUGGCAGAUCGUGCUCGACGAAAGGGAGCUCAAGGAGAAGGAGAGGAAGGAAGCUAAGCAUCAACGUCGCAUGGCGAGGAAAAGUGCUGCGGCCGGGCUGCCGACCAUCAAUCCAGACGGCCCCGGGAAUGAUGAAUCAAGCACGACAUAUGUCAGGUAG
Molecule: messenger RNA, 1032 nt
Organism: Capronia epimyces CBS 606.96
Lineage: Eukaryota; Fungi; Ascomycota; Eurotiomycetes; Chaetothyriales; Herpotrichiellaceae
Exons: 2
Coding region: 1-1032 (343 amino acids)
Source: RefSeq, a predicted model, not a curated record